UUUAACGCAAACAAAGCAAAAAGCAAACCCUUGCAGAAAGAAACACACAGCACAUAACACUUUAGGUUGAUUUGAAUUUAACUUAUCGUCGCAACUUUCGUUCCCGCCAUUCAUUUCUAUCUCACAAUGGAACCCGCAACUUCUUCUUACAAGAUUAUAUUGGGUUCAUCCUCCGUUGCACGCCGCAAGAUUUUAUCGGAAAUGGGUUACGAAUUCACAUUAAUGACUGCGGAUAUCGAUGAGAAGAGCAUCCGAAAGGAUACUCCAGAAGAGUUAGUUACGGCCCUAGCCGAAGCCAAGGCUGAUGCCAUUAUAUCCAAACUUCAAACUACUGGUAAUCAAGAGAGGGUUGACGAACCAACGCUUUUAAUUGCCGCUGAUACAGCAGAAGCCAUCUUACAAAGGCUCCCUGUUGGUGACUACUUAAAGGAUGCCGAGCCAACUUUAUUAAUUACUUCUGACCAAGUGGUGGUCUAUGAAGGUGUGAUUAGGGAAAAGCCAUCUAGCAAAGAAGAAGCUCGGCAAUUCUUGAAAGAUUAUUCUGGAAGGCAAGCAGCAACUGUGGGAUCUGUAUUAGUUACAAAUCUCAAAACAGGAUUGAGAAAAGGUGGAUCAGAUCGUGUGGAGAUUUAUUUCAAUGAAAUACCAGAUGAAAUCAUUGAGAAGCUGGUUGAUGAGGGAAUUACUCUCUACGUUGCUGGAGGGCUGAUAAUAGAGCAUCCUUUAAUAUUUCCAUAUGUCAAAGAAGUGGUAGGCACAACCGAUAGUGUUAUGGGGCUCCCCAAAGACCUGACUGAAAAACUCUUAAAGGCAGUCCUGUAGUGAGCUAUAGAUCCAACUAAUGUGACUGCUAAGCAAUGGCUUAAUCUGUGACUCGUGAUCUCGACAUUUAUCUAGACUCUACUCUAUGUGGCCUCUUUUGGUAACAGUAAUUUUUUUUGCUGGGAUGUGCUGAGACAAUUAUGUUAUGUCUGAAGUUUUAUUGGCUGUUCUGUUUAGUUUGAUAUAUAAUGGAUUUGUCUAUAUUUUACUAUUA
Trifolium pratense (red clover) is the source of this 1036-nucleotide messenger RNA. RefSeq names its product 7-methyl-GTP pyrophosphatase. Gene Ontology annotation, molecular function: nucleoside triphosphate diphosphatase activity. NCBI's taxonomy places the organism in Eukaryota, Viridiplantae, Streptophyta, Magnoliopsida, Fabales, Fabaceae. Bases 127 to 822 code for a protein of 231 amino acids. The record is from RefSeq and is a predicted model, not a curated record. The transcript has 10 exons.